Acyrthosiphon pisum (pea aphid) is the source of this 515-nucleotide messenger RNA. Its product is annotated as kelch-like protein 2. NCBI's taxonomy places the organism in Eukaryota, Metazoa, Arthropoda, Insecta, Hemiptera, Aphididae. Gene Ontology annotation, molecular function: protein binding. The transcript is spliced from 2 exons. The coding region runs from base 162 to 515 and encodes 117 amino acids. The record is from RefSeq and is a predicted model, not a curated record.
AAUUUUACUCCGUAGAUUUUACAAUGAGGGAUUUUUAAUCUACAAACUGUAUUAAUUGAAAUGUGUAUUCUGUAUAGGUAGGAGGCUCUGAUUCAGAGGAUAUAUUAAACUUGGUCGAAUGUUAUCACCCCGGUCUUGAUAAAUGGACACCAGUUGCAGACAUGUGUGUACAUCGCAGUUUAGUGGGUGUUGGAGUUUUAGAUGAUGUACUGUAUGCUGUAGGUGGCUGGGAUGGACAUCAGGUUUUGAGUAGUGUCGAAGCAUACAGACCAAGUACAGGAGUUUGGUCAACUAUUCCGGACAUGCAUUUAAGUCGACGUGGUGCUGGCGUAGCGGUAUUAGGUGGUUUAUUGUAUGUCAUCGGUGGUGACGACGGAGCUUCCAUUUUAGAUUCUGUAGAAUCUUACAACCCUAAAACUAAUAAAUGGACCAUGAUCACAGCGUCAAUGAAUGUUGCUAGGUCAUAUGCAGGAGCUGCAGCCAUUGAUGUGCCACGAUAUUUUAAAAAUUGUUAG